Knipowitschia caucasica is the source of this 1320-nucleotide messenger RNA. Lineage: Eukaryota; Metazoa; Chordata; Actinopteri; Gobiiformes; Gobiidae. The record is from the annotation of a GenBank genome assembly.
AUGUUUGUAGGGCGUACCGAGAAGCCGAGCUGCAGUACACGCAAGGAGGAGAACGAGGUCUAUUCAUACAUUUGCAACGUGAUUUCAGAGAAUAUUUCAAUCAUGGCUGAAGAGGGUUAUGUUGUUCGCAUCAGGGGUCUCCCGUGGUCCUGCUCAGCUGAUGAACUAUUGCGGUUUUUCUCUGAUUGCAAAAUUCUCAACAACGCUGGUGGAAUCCACUUCACUUACACAAGAGAGGGUCGACCCAGUGGUGAAGCAUUUAUCGAAUUGGAAACUGAAGAUGACAUGAAAGUUUCUAUGAAGAAAGACAGAGAAACAAUGGGCCAUCGAUAUGUGGAAGUGUUCAAGUCCAACAAUGUUGAGAUGGAUUGGGUUUUGAAACAUACUGGUCCAAAUUGUCCGGAGACUGGGGGUGACGGACUUGUCAGACUUCGAGGCCUCCCGUUUGGUUGUAGCAAAGAGGAAAUUGUACAGUUUUUCGCAGGGUUGGAAAUCGUGCCAAAUGGGAUAACAUUGCCGGUGGACAUCCAGGGGAGGAGUACGGGGGAGGCCUUCGUGCAGUUUGCUUCACAGGAUAUAGCUGAAAAGGCUCUAAAGAAACACAAGGAAAGAAUAGGGCACAGGUACAUAGAGAUCUUCAAGAGCAGCCGCGCUGAGGUGCGGACACAUUAUGAACCACAGAGGAAGCCAAUGGGCAUGCAGAGACCAGGCCCAUACGAUCGACCCUCUGGGGGCCGCGGGUAUAACAUGAUGGGCCGUGGGGGGUCCUAUGACAGAAUGCGCCGCGGCGGCUACGGUGGAGGUGUCUCCGAUGGACGGUAUGGAGAUGGUGGAUCGUCUUUUCAGAGUACAACCGGUCACUGCGUUCACAUGAGGGGUCUUCCGUAUAGAGCCACAGAAAACGAUAUCUACAACUUUUUCUCACCAUUGAAUCCAGUUAGGGUUCAUAUUGAAAUUGGUCCAGAUGGGAGGGUAACAGGAGAAGCAGAUGUCGAGUUUGCCACUCAUGAAGAUGCCGUGGCAGCAAUGUCCAAAGACAAAGCAAACAUGCAGCAUCGCUAUGUCGAACUAUUCCUAAACUCGACAGCAGGUGGCAGUAAUGGGACAUACGGUGGUCAGAUGAUGGGUGGCAUGGGAAGUCAGUCGUACAGUGGAGGCCAGAUGAGUUCAGGAUAUUCUGGCGGAUAUAACAACCAAGGAAAUAUGGGUGGCUACAAUGAUUACAGUAACCAGGGCGGAAUGGGAAACAGUUACUAUGGCGGCGGCGGAGGAGGAAGCCGGGGGUCCAUGAAUGGAAUGGGAGGGGGAUGGGGAAUGUAA